Molecule: messenger RNA, 2812 nt
Organism: Patiria miniata (bat star)
Lineage: Eukaryota; Metazoa; Echinodermata; Asteroidea; Valvatida; Asterinidae
Exons: 10
Coding region: 32-2812 (926 amino acids)
Biological process (GO): signal transduction
Molecular function (GO): protein binding
Source: RefSeq, a predicted model, not a curated record
UACUUCGACCUGAUUACUACUAUAAAUCAAGAUGGCGCAAAAGACAGUUCAGCAGUUGGAUGCAUACAUUGAGGCAACAGCCGUCGUGUACGACCACUCCAACGCCAAACUCAUCAGCAGGAAGACUAAAGUCAAACCAAGGAAAAAACAAGCUUUCCUGUCUGUACUGCAUUACAGGGAAACGUCUUCUGAUGAUUGCUGUGCAAAAAGGAGACCAUCGAAACGAUGGAUCCGAAGACAAUCAAAGCAGACACAUGAAAGUCAGAGUAAUACCAAAGAUGUAAAACAGAAACUGCAGGUCUUUGUCCGGACUCCCCCCUCACACAAAUCCAAGACACUUUAUUUCGAACUCCAUCCCGAGACAUCCGUCUCAUCUCUCAAAGAAGUAAUCCAGAAGAAGAUCAGUGUGGAGGCACGACAUCAGCAUCUGUACAUCAGGGAAAACGUCCAGCUCUGUGACUUGCUCACACUCGAGGAGAAUGGCGUUGACAAGGAUGAACUCAUCUAUCUUCGUCUUUUAUUGGAUAAUGCAAAUGAUGACGAUGUACCAAAAGACAAAGCCAGCAUUGACAAUGAGUACCUCAGGGACUUGUCCUCAAAAAUCGAAUCAUUGUGGAAGGAACUUGCCAAACACUUAGGAUAUGAAGAUGCGGAAAUUGCAGAUAUCCAAACUACCAACGAAGGCAGCGCUGAAGGGAGCCGUCACAUGCUACUCACUUGGUGGGAAAAGACGACAGAUCGCAACGAAGCAGCUCAGAAGCUGCGACGAGCAUUGGAGGCCAUCGGGCUGACUGAUUUGGCCAAAAAUGCACCGGUAACGAGCGAAUCGAGAGACGAAGCAGCUGGACCCGAGCCAGAAAGGCGUCAAGAUGCAGGAGUUGACGAGGAGAGCAAACAAAACGAAGCGGCAUCAACCGAGGAAGAGAAACCGAAAAAGGAACGAGUUUGUGAUCAAGACAAACCUCAGCUAAUCAGUCGCAGAUAUGUGCAGGUCUUCAUCAGAAGUCACUGCUUACAUAGACCGAGGAUAAUGUGCUUGCAAGUGGAUCCAGAAACAUCUGUCUUGCUCUUAAAAGUGAUAAUGAGCGAGAAAAUCGGUGUGCUGCCUCAACAACAGCGUCUGUUCAUCCGAAGAAACUUUCGUAACUUUGAGCUCCAUAACUUGCUGACACUACACGACUGUGGAAUUCAUCAGGAUGAGAACAUCUCACUACGUCUGUGUACCGAUGGCCUACUGGGCGGUGGACCAAAAGGCAAAUACCCUGUUGAUGAUCAGUUCUUUCGGGACUUGGCUUCGAAAACUGAAUCAUCCUGGGAACAGUUGGCCAAAUCCCUGGGAUACGGUGAAGACGAAAUCAAGCAAUUCCAAAAAAUCGGCCAAGAAAACAAAGAAAGGAGCCUACAGAUGCUGCUUUCUUGGUGGAGAAAGCAAACAACUUGCGAGCAAGGAUUUCAGAGUUUGAAAGAUGCGUUAAAGUCAAUCGGGCAUGUUGAGCUGGCCCUAAUAAUUCCUUCUGAGGAGCAACGGAGGAUGGAACAGGAAGAAGUUGCAGAUAGGGAGAAAAGGGGAGCAUCAUCUGAGGGACGCAGACCAAGACGGGAGGAAACUGCUCAUCGAGAUAAACUUCAACCACAGGUACAAUUGAGAAGAGCUGAAGAACAAAUGGAGAAGAAAGGGACUACAUCAUCUGAGAAUCAGAGAACCAGCCAAGAGGAAGUUACACAUCGAGACAAACACGAACCAUCGAUACUAAUGAGAGGGGCUAAAGAACAGAGCACGAUGAAAGGGACUACAUCUGAGGGACAGCGACCAAGACGAGAUGAAAUUGCUCAUCGAGGCGAACCUAAACCAGAGUUACACAUGGGAGGAGCUAAAGAACAGAGCAAGGAGAAAGGGACUUCAUCAUCUGAGGACAAGAGACAGGGACAACAGGAAGCUGCUAAUCGAGACAAACCUCAACCAGAGGUACAAGUGAGAGGGGCUAAAGAACACAGCAGGAAGAGAGGUGCUACAUCAUCUGAGGACAAGAGACCAGAACAAGAGAAAGUUGCUCAUCGAGACGAACCUCAACCAAAGGUACAAGUGAGAGGGGCUAAAGAACAGACCAGGAAGAGAGGAGCUACAUCAUCUGAGGACCAGAGACCAGAACAAGAGAAAGUUGCUCAUCGAGACGAACCUCAACCAGAGGUACAAGUUAGAGGGGCUAAAGAACACAGCAGAAAGAGAGGGGCUACAUCAUCUGAGGAUCAGAUACCAGAACAAGAGGAAGUUACUCAUAGAGACAAAACUCAACCACAAGUACAAAUGGGAGUGGCUACAAAAAAGAUCAAACAGAAUGAGACUACAUCAUCUGAGGACCAGAGACAGGGACAACAGGAAGCUGUUCAUCGAGACGAACCUCAACCAGAGGUACAAGUGAGAGGGGCUAAAGAACACAGCAGGAAGAGAGGAGCUACAUCAUAUGAGGACAAGAGACCAGAACAAGAGGAAGUUGCUCAUCGAGACGAACCUCAACCAAAGGUACAAGUGAGAGGGGCUAAAGAACAGAGCAGGAGUAAAGGGGCUUCAUCAUCUGAGGACCACAGACCAGAACAAGAGGAAGUUGCUCAUCGAGACGAACCUAAACCACCGGUACAAGUAGGAGUGACUGGGACAGAAAGCAGAUCAGAUUACCCACAACAAAGUGGAGCCAGCAUAGGAAGCAUCGGAGCAAUCAGCGGUAACCAGAACCCUGUCAUUGUUGGUUCAAGUCGAGUUAAUAUCACUUACAUCUCGCCAUUGGAAGGACCAGCAACUGCGCCCUCAACAUAG